Molecule: messenger RNA, 470 nt
Organism: Stomoxys calcitrans (stable fly)
Lineage: Eukaryota; Metazoa; Arthropoda; Insecta; Diptera; Muscidae
Gene: SNRPG
Product: probable small nuclear ribonucleoprotein G
Exons: 2
Coding region: 128-358 (76 amino acids)
Biological process (GO): mRNA splicing, via spliceosome; spliceosomal snRNP assembly
Cellular component (GO): U1 snRNP; U12-type spliceosomal complex; catalytic step 2 spliceosome
Molecular function (GO): RNA binding
Source: RefSeq, a predicted model, not a curated record
CCGUACUCAUUUUUGCAUUCACAGCACGCUAGCCAUCUCUAAAAAACGCCAUUAGUUUUUGUAAUAUUGGUAAGCUUUGCUUGGCUACAGUUCUUUUAAUUUCCAAAAAUAUUUGCCAGAACAUAAAAUGUCUAAAGCCCAUCCACCAGAGUUGAAAAAGUACAUGGACAAGCGUAUGCUCCUGAAACUGAAUGGAGGACGCUCUGUAGCCGGUAUUUUGCGGGGAUUUGAUCCUUUCAUGAACGUUGUACUAGACGAAACAGUCGAAGAAUGUAAAGAUAGCACACGAAAUAAUAUUGGAAUGGUGGUAAUUCGUGGGAAUAGCAUUGUAAUGGUGGAGGCACUGGACAGGGUCUAAAGCUCUGGAGAGAAUCAAUACCCAGCAGUUCAAUUAGCAUAAGUUAUCCAUUGUAUGGUACGUGUAUAAUAAAAUAAAAAUCAAUAAACCGAAGAUAACUUUAAUGUCUUUA